GCACGCGCAUGCGCAUGGAACGCAGUGAACGACUAUGGCAGGGCAGAGCUUCCCUACGCCGUUCCACGGGCACGUGGGCCGCGGCGCCUUCAGCGACGUGUACGAGCCCGCGGAGGACACGUUUCUGCUUCUGGACGCGCUCGAGGCGGCGGCUGCCGAGCUGGCAGGAGUGGAAAUAUGCCUGGAAGUAGGGUCAGGGUCUGGUGUAGUGUCUGCAUUCCUAGCCUCUAUGAUAGGCCCUCAGGCUUUGUACAUGUGCACUGAUAUCAACCCUGAGGCAGCAGCUUGUACCCUAGAGACAGCACGCUGUAACAAAGUCCACAUUCAACCAGUUAUUACAGAUUUGGUCAAAGGCUUGCUACCAAGAUUGAAGGAAAAAGUUGAUCUUCUGGUGUUUAAUCCCCCCUAUGUAGUGACUCCACCUGAAGAGGUAGGAAGUCACGGAAUAGAGGCAGCUUGGGCUGGUGGCAGAAAUGGUCGGGAAGUCAUGGACAGGUUUUUUCCCCUGGUUCCAGAUCUCCUUUCACCAAGAGGGUUAUUCUAUUUAGUUACCAUUAAAGAGAACAACCCAGAAGAAAUUUUGAAAAUAAUGAAGACAAAAGGACUGCAAGGAACCACUGCACUUUCCAGACAAGCAGGCCAAGAAACUCUUUCAGUCCUCAAGUUCAGCAAGUCCUAGCAUACAAUGUGUCCAGAGCUACUGGAAACUGAAUGCAUUUAGCAUAUUUUGAGACUGAAGUCAUUCAUUAGGUAACAAGGAAUUUUAUCAGAAAUUUGUCAUUAAAAGAAGGUGGAAAGGUGGAACAUUCCCUGUCAGUCAGGCCUAUAGAAUUACUUGCACAAGUACAAGUAAAUAUGUGUAUUAUGUUUAUAAUUUGCAUUUAAAUAUAAAAAUUAUAUAUGAAAUAUUUAUUUUGGCAUUAUGUGGUAAGGCAACGGAAUUGAUCUGGCAAAUGUCUUUUUCUUCAUACCAGUCCAUAAAGGCAGUUUGCUUUCAGAUGGCAGGGCCAGCAACACACCUUCAUUGUCGUAUCUCCGGUGUAUAUCAACUCUCCAACUCUAUGUCAUAAUUCAGUUCAUGGGGAUCUUGAUUACCUUUCCCUUCCACAAAAUAUUGCACUGAUUCGUUAUAUUGAUGACAUUAUGCUGAUCUGACCCAGUGAGCAAGAAGUAGGAACUACACUAGACUUAGUGGAAAGACAUUUGCAUCAGAGAGUAGGAAAUAAAUAUGACUACAAUUCAAGGACCUUCUACCUUAGUGAAAUUGAUAGGGAUCCAGUGACAUGGGGCAUGUUGGGCUAUUUCUUCUAAGGUGAAGGAUAAGUACUUGCAUCUUGCUGCUCUUACAACCAAGAAAGGGGCACAAUACUUAGUGGGCCUUUUUGGGUUUUGGAGACAACAUUUUCCAAUUUCAUUAUGUUACUCCAGCCCAUUUACCAAUUGACUCAAAAAGCUGCUAGUUUUGAGUAGGGCUCAGAACAAGAAAAGUGUCUGCAACAGGUCCAGGCUGCUGUGCAAGCUGCUCUGCCACUUGGGUCAUAUGAUCCAGCAGAUCCAGUGGUGUUUCAGUGGCAGUGGCGGAUAGGGAUGCUGUUUGAAGCUUCUGGGAGGUCCCUAUAGGUGAAUCUUGGUUUAGGAUUUUAGAGCAAAGCCCUGUCAUUACCAACAAAUAACUAGUCUUUUUUUGAGAAACAGCUCUUGGCCUGUUACUGGGCCUUAGUAGAGACUGAUACUUAAUGAGUCACCGAGUUACCAUGCAACCUGAGCUGCCCAUCAUAAACUGGAUGUUAUCUGAGCCACCAACGCACAAAGUUGGAUAUACACAGCAACACUCCGUCAUCAAUGGAAAUGGUAUACACAUGAUUGGGCCUGAGCAGGCCCUGAAGGCACAAGGAAGUUACAUGAAGAAGUAGGCCAAAUUUCCAUAGUCCCCACUUCUGCUACCUGCCUUCUCUCUUCCAGCCUGCAUCUGUGGCUUCAUGGGGACUUCCCCACGAUCAGCUGACAGAGAAAGAGAAGACUUAGGCCUGGUUUACAGAGGGUUCUGUAUGAUAUGCAGGUACCACCCUAAAGUGGAUAGCUGCAGCACUAUAGCUCGCCUCUGGGCUACCUUGAAGGACAGUGGUGAAGGGAAAUUCUCCCAGUGGACAGAACUUUGAGCAGUCCCCCUGGUUGACUUUGCUUAGGAGGAAAAAUGGCCAGAUAUUCAACUAUAUGCCAAUUCAUAGGCUGUGGCCAGUGGUUUGGCUGGAUGGUCAGGGAGUUCAACAUAACUGGAAAAUUGAUGACAAAGAAAUUUGGAGAUGAAGUAUGUGGAUAGACACUGAAUGGGCAAAAAGGGUGAAGAUAUUUGUGCCCCAUGUGAAUGCUCACCAAAGGGUUAGCAAAGAAGGGUUUUAAUAAAGUGGACAAGAUAACCUGUUCUGUGGAUACUGGUAGGCCUCUUUCUCCAGCCACCCCUGUCAUCACCCAAUUGUUUCAUGAACAAAGUAGCCAUGUAACAAGAAUAGAGGUUAUGCAUGGGCUCAGCAAUGUGGACUUUUACUCACCAAGGCUGACCUGGCCAAGGCUAUCUCUGAGUGCCCAGUCUGCCAGCAGCAGAGACCAACACUGAGCCCCUGAUAUGACACCAUUCCCCAGAGACAUCAGUCAGUUGCCUAGUGGCAGGUUAAUUACAUUGAUCCACCUCCAUCGUUGAAGGGAUAGUGUUUUGUCCUUACUGAGACAGAACUUACUCUGGAUACAGAUUCGCUUUCCCUUCAUGCAAUGCUUCUACUAAAACUACCAUCCAUGGACUUACAGAAUGUCUAAUCUAUGACCAUGGUAUUCCACACAGCAUUACAAGAAACUCAGUUCACAGCAAAAGUGUGGCAGUGGGCCCAUGCUCAUGGAAUGAACUGGUCUUACCAUGUUCCCUACUAUCCUGAAUCAACUGGCCACAUAGAGCAGUGGAAUGGCAUUUUGAAGACAGUAGUAGCACCAGCUAUAUACCAGUGCCUUGUAGGGCUGGGACAAGGUUCUCUAGAAGGCUGCCUACACUCUGAAUCAACAUCCAGUAUAUGGUACAUUUCUCUUAUGACUGGGAUUCACAGGUCCAGGAAUCAAGGGGUCAAAAUAGGAGGAACACCAUUCGCUAUUAGCCCUAGUGACCCACUAGCAAAAUUUUUGGCCUAGAGGUCUUACAUAGGGUGGAAUGUUUUCCACUGAGAGAUACAAUCAUGAUUUAAUUGAACUAGAAGUUUAAGACUGCUCCUCAGCCAUUUGGGGCUUCUCAUGCCUCUAACUCAGUAGACAAAUGAGUUACAGUGCUGGCUGGGUGAUUGUACCUGAUUACCAAGUAGAAACUGGACUACCCCUGAAUGGUGGUAAGGAAAAGUAUGUUGGGAAUACACAAGAUUCCUUAGGGCAUCUCUUAGUGUUACCAUGCCCUGUGAUUAAGGUCAAUGGAAAACUACAGCCUAAUUCAGACAGGACCACUAAUGAUCCAGACCUUUCAGGAAUGAAGGUUUGGGUCACCACCGGGUAAGUACCAUGACCAGAUGAGGUGCUUGCUGAAGGCAAAGGGAAUACAGAAUAAAUGGUGGAAUAAAUACUAGCUUUGAUCAUAUGACCAGUUACAGAAACACAGACUGUGAUUGUCAUAAGUAUGUCCUCCAUAUUUUGCUGUAACUACAUUUUGUGUGUAUGUAGCUUUGUUUUCUUUCUUCGCAUUUCCUUAUUCUGUAACAUAAGAUGCAUUGAUUUUAUAGCAUAGUGUUUAAAUAUUGUUAAUUUUUUUAACUGGCUCCAAUGUUCAACCUUGAUUAAUUUUUCAUCAUGGUAUUUAAGUUAUGAGAUAUCAAGGAGAGAGUAAACAUCACAUGAAGACUUUACCUCCUCUUCUGGGAAAUGGGUUAGUGUGUUUCUGGUGGAAUACUGGAUUGUUAAUCGUGUUAGAUGGAAUUAUGACCUUGUUGUUGUCUUUAUGUGGCAGUUAAGUAUGGUUUAAGGAGAUGUGUAUGGGUGCCAAGUUGACAAGGGUAGACUUGUGAUGGUUAAUUUUAUAUGUCAACUUGAAUAGGCCACAGGGUGCCAGAUAUCUGUUUAAACAUUAUUUUGAAGUGUCUUGAGUGUGUUUACAGAGGAGAUUUGCAUUUGAACUGGGGGACUCAGUAAAGGAGAUAGCCAUCCCCAAGGUGGGUGGACAUCAUCCAAUUUGUUGAGGGCAUAAAUAAAAGGCAGAGGAAGGAAGAAUUCACCCCCUUUUUUUUUUCCUGCCUCAUUGUUUGAGCUGUGACAUCUCAUCUUCUGUCCUCAGAUGGAUUUACAUCACUGGCUCCCCUGGUUCUCACGCCUUUGGAUUCAGACUGAAUUAUACCACAGGCCUUCCUGGGUCUCCAGCUUAUAGAUGACAGAUCAUGGGACCUCUUAGCCUCCAUAAUCAUGUAAGCCACUUUCUUGUAGUACUGGUAAAAGAUAUAUUAGACCAGUCUAUAAAACAGAUAGCUAUGAAAGAGAAGGGCGACAGGCACAAGCCUAGGCAAAUAGGGAAGGGUCCUUGGAGAGCCUCUGACUUGCCCAGGUCAUUGUACACAGGUGGCUUGCCUGAACAUGCCCACUGUGAAAAAUUCCAUUUCUCAACACAUGUGCAGUAAGGGAAAUAAAUCAAUGUGGCUCAGACUAAGCACCCACACAUGGGGUGGAGCCACGAGGAGUUUGCGCCUUAUGCAGGGGAGAAGCCAUGCCUCUUCAGCUCGUGUGUGGUGGCCUGGCAUUCAAUUUGUGAGGUGUGAAACCUGCAUGAAGGACCCCUCUUUAGGACCCCUCUUUUUGUGGAGAGCUUUCCUUUUGCCUAAUAAGUUCUGCCCUCCUCGCCUUUCAGUGUGUACGCGUGCCUAAUUUUUUCUGGUCAUGUGAUAACCCAAAUUUAACUGAACUAAGGAGCAAAAAAUCCUGCAUCAGCUACAUUAAUAGCUGAUUGUACUGGAUUGAGUAGUGUCCCCCCAACAAAAUUCGUGUCCAUCUGAAACCUGUGAAUAUGCUCCUAUUUGGAAUUAGGGACUUUGCAGAUGUAAUCAAGUUAAGACAAGGUUGUACUGGAUUAGGGUGGGCCCUAAAUCCAGUAUCACUUGUGUCCUUGUAAGAACAGGAAAAUCUGAACACAGAAACAGAGACAUAGGGCCAUAUGAAGACAGAGGCAGAGGUUGGAGUGAUGAGUCAACGAGUAAAGGAAUGCCAGGGGUUGCUAGCAACUACCAGAGGCUAGAAGAGGCAGGCAAGGAUUCUUCCUUCAAGCCUUCAGAGGGAGCAUGGUCCAGCCCACACCUUUAUUUCGGACACCUAGGCUCAAGAACUGUGAGAGAAUGCGUUUGUUUUACAACAAACAGUUACCCAGUUGGUGGCACUGUUACAGUAGCUCUCAGAAAUUAAUACGCUGGGUACAAAAUUAAAAGCAUGAUUAGGAAUAGACAUGGACACUGAUAUGGUUUGGAUUUGUGUCCCCACUCAAAUCUCAUGUUGAAUUUUAAUCCCCUAGUAUUGGAGGAGGGACAUGGUGAGAGGUGAUUGGAUCAUAGGGGCAGACUUGCUCCUUGCUGUUCUCGUGAUAGUGAGUUCUUAACGAGAUCUGGUUGUUUAAAAGUGUGUAGCACUCCCUCUUCGCUCUCUUCCUCCUCCUCCAACCAUGUGGACGUGCCUGCUUCCUCUUCACCUUGUGCCAUGAUUUUAAGCUUCCUGAGGCCUCCCCAGCCAUGCUUCCUGUACAGCCUGUGGAACCGUGAGCCAAUUAAACUUCUUUUCUUUA
Messenger RNA from Symphalangus syndactylus (siamang), 5782 nucleotides. It is a transcript of the gene HEMK2, whose product is annotated as HemK methyltransferase 2, ETF1 glutamine and histone H4 lysine. Gene Ontology annotation, cellular component: eRF1 methyltransferase complex. NCBI's taxonomy places the organism in Eukaryota, Metazoa, Chordata, Mammalia, Primates, Hylobatidae. Gene Ontology annotation, molecular function: nucleic acid binding; S-adenosylmethionine-dependent methyltransferase activity; protein methyltransferase activity. Gene Ontology annotation, biological process: methylation. The record is from RefSeq and is a predicted model, not a curated record.